AUGUCUUCUCAACGACCAUCCACCGACUUUUCUGAUGAUGCGACUAUCGAGUAUGAGAAGGAGAGCUUUAUACACCCCGGCCGGAGACACCAGCCUCAGAGGAACGGCUGGUUCUAUUCCAAAACUCAUAUUUUGAGUCUAUAUGCCUCCCAUGCUGUGCUUCUGGUUGUCGUCUUUGCCCUGGUUGUGAAGUUUACGCGACGACCGUUCUUAGACCCGACACUUGGAGUUUAUUCGCCCGCCAACGAAGCCGUGGAAUAUAUCAAAGAAUACAAGUUCCAUGCGGCGCUCUUCAACAGGACGCCUUAUAUGGGAUACCCAACGGACGAGACAGAUCAGCUUUGGCGCGAUCUGUACAGCUUCGGAAUCUCUAAGAUUACCGAAGAGGAGGCGAAGAUGCUUCCUCAUCCCACGCUGCCUAUACCCGGUACGAAAGAAUAUCUGAUCCAGCUCGAUAUCUGGCAUACACUGCACUGCCUUAACGACCUGCGAAUGCUUCUGUAUCCGGAGCGCUUUCCCGGCCUGGCAGAGGUCACAGACGAAAACGGAGUCAUUAAUCGCGACAGCUUCGAGUUUCUUCAUUGGGACCACUGCAUUGACUCGAUUCGCGAAACGCUGAUGUGCCACGCGGACGUCUCGCCCAUGCCAUUCCGCGUCAACGUGCCUCAAAAUGAAGUUAUUGUACCCCGUCUCGCUACUACGCACACUUGCCGAAACUUCACGAAGGUCCAGGAGUGGGCUAAAGCGCACCAUGCUGGGGCGUGGAACUACAAUGUCACAGCUGAGCAGGCGGAAGAGAUUAUACGCGAGUCUGGGUUUGACAAUGCCCCAUGGGAGGACAUCGAGGACCAGUAUCCAGCAUUUCCCGGAAAUAAAUUCUUCAAGUAUUGGAGGGAUCAUCCCGAGGAGGCUGAGGCAGCUAAGAAGGAGGCGGCCAGAGUAAAAGCGGCCAAAGAGAAGGCCGCGGAGGAGGCGGAUUCCCAUGUUUCUACGCACCUUUAG
Scedosporium apiospermum is the source of this 1002-nucleotide messenger RNA. RefSeq lists its product as uncharacterized. Gene Ontology annotation, biological process: mycotoxin biosynthetic process. Bases 1 to 1002 code for a protein of 333 amino acids. The transcript is spliced from 4 exons. Lineage: Eukaryota; Fungi; Ascomycota; Sordariomycetes; Microascales; Microascaceae. The record is from RefSeq and is a predicted model, not a curated record.